GGGCAUCAUCGUUCGUAGACGAAGCGGUGUUGCAGGUUUAUGUUUGUGUAGGACAUAAAUGCGGUGUCAGCUGUCAUCCAACUUGUACAAACCGAAUGGGCGUAUUUAGUGCAAAAUGAAAACAUACAUGGUCUCAACACCGAUCAGGUGCUUUUAGGCACUGACAAUGAAUAUCAUGAGAAAGUUAAGGGGUGGAGGGACCAAUGCUCCCUCCGCCUCUUCAUCAGACAUAUCAGACGCCGCCCCUGGAUCUCCUCACACUCAACUGGGUCUUAUGCACUUAAAAAAACUCUUCUCAGAAUAUACGCACCCGUCGCAUCCAUUAACCGACCAAGAAAGGGAUGACAAACUGUACAACAUGCUCCCUUUGUUUUGCAAGGUUUUUGGCUCUAGUCCAACAUGUGACAUGAAUGAGAAAUUCUGGGACAUCCUAGCGUUCUGCCAUCAAGUCUCCCUGUUGAUGGUUUCUGAAAUCAGAAAGAGGGCGUCGAAUCAGAGCACCGAGGCAGCAAGCUGUGCCAUAGCAAAGUUCUUAGAAAUCGAAAAUUGUGAGGAAUCGAGCAACGGUUGGAUGCUUUUAUCUACUCUCAAUCUCCUAGCGGCGGGGGAUGCGACCUUGGUGCAGGUCAUGUCCGAAGUUUCAGUACCCUCCACUUUAGUCAAAUGUUUGUAUUUAUUUUUUGAUUUACCUGAAAUGUCGGAACACGAAGCUAAUAGUAAAGAUUCCUCAAGCGAUUUCACUCCACGGGAAAGGAGGAUUCUGUUGCAAAAAAUUUUUGUUCAGUUGUUGGUGCGUUUGUGUAGUCAUCGAAUUCCAGCUGAAGAGUUGGCACGUAAAGACGACUUGACUCUUCUCUUCUCCGCCAUCACGUCGUGGUGUCCUCUUCAUAACGUCAUGUGGAGGAAAAGUGCCGCAGAAGUAUUAAUGACUUUGUCUAGACAUGGUCUUACUCCACCAGUUGUUGGUUAUAUUCAUUCUAAAGGCUGCGUAGCUUUAUGUAUAGAAAACAUGAAAAGAGUACCUGAACUAGCUCCUCUAGAAUUAGUAGAAAUGUUUGUAACUGUUUUUUGUUUUUUAAAAGACUCAAGUGAAGUAUCUUCGACUCUCUUAGAUGAUUUUAGACAAGCCCAAGGAUAUUUCUUUUUAUCAGACUUCCUAUUAAAAUGUUCUAGAUUGGAAAGCGAAAAAUCCAGCGAAGCGCAAGAAUCUAUCAGAAAUUUAGUGUUAAUGGUAACGUCUUUGUGUAUGUGCGGCUACAUUGAAUUGAAACCUUCGCAAGCGUCCACCGGAUCGUUGUUCCAAAUGCAAGGAUUUACUCUACCGCAGCCUUCAGGCAGGGGAACAAGUGUGAGGAAUAUUCAAGCAUUUCAUGUGUUGCAGAGCACGUUUCUCAAAUCUAAUUCUACUCUCUUAUGUUGUACAAUUUUAGACGCGAUUUCAAGUAUAUACCAUUCAGACAAUGCCAAUUAUUUUAUACUCGAAAACCAAAAUACCCUAAGUCAGUUUACUGAAAAAAUCCAUCAUAAGUCUGAAGAAAUUCAAGGAAAACUUUUCGAACUCAUCGAAUUUCUAGUGUUUCAACUAAAUUUCGUACCUUGCAAGGAGCUGAUUUCCAUGUCAAUUUUUCUAAAAACUCAUAGUCUAAAUCACGUAGAAUGUAGUAUAUUAUGUGUACAAACCCUGUUGAAUAUAUUGAAACACAACGUUAUAUUUAAAGAUGUUUAUCGUGAAGUUGGUAUGUUAGAAGUUUUCGUUACAUGUUUAAACCGAUAUGCUAAUUUUUUGAAAGAGAAAAAAAGCAAACAGGAUAACGGCAGAGAUUACGUUAUUCCACUUGGUCAAGAAAAAUUAGGCGGAUUAAUUGUUGAAGCCAUCACUUUAUUGUUGGCUGGAAAUACCGCUAAUGCUAACGUCUUGCGAGAAUGUGGAGGAGCGAAAUGUGUGCAGGAACUAGUCCAGCACGCCGAAUGUCGGUACGCAGCUUUAGGAAUAAUUAAAGAAUUGGUAUUAACGACUGGUGGUGAUGAUGAUAUGGCGCAGCUACUCAGUACAUUGCAUUCUGCUCCUAGAAUAGCCCUUCAGUUGAAAAUAGAUAUUCUGGAGGCUUUGAGACUAUGUCUCAAGGAAUCACAUAGGACACGAACCGUCUUUAGAAAAGUUAAUGGAUUUGUUUACGUAACUAGUGUAUUGGUAGCUUUAGAAAGCAAACUAAGUAAAAAAGAAACGAAUUCAGAAAUCUUAAUUCUUCUUCAGUUAGUUUUUCAAACGAUAUCAACUGCCAUGAGAUUCGAACCUGCCAAUGCAAAGUUCUUUUACCAUGAAAUAUGUAAAACUAGUCUUUGUGAUACUCUUAGAUUGUUAGGAUGUUUUACUUCAGAAAAAGUGGAAACUUUGGCAGAAUGUGACGUUGAAUCACCCUCUAAUGACCUGCAGGAUGUUUACCAUAAAUUAUUUAUUGGAUCAAUCACUAAUCCAGAACUGACUGAUGCUGUGUGCCCUUCAUUGUCUUACGCAACUCUAGUUUAUAGACUUCUCUACGACUUAGCUCUAGACCUUUUUGAUAAACCUAAUCUGAACACUGGCGUUUUAAUGAAGUCACCUUCCCUGUCAAGACAGACUUCCUCAGAACCUCAAAUAAACAACACCGCUGGGAAAAGAUCUAACGUCAACACUUUAAAUCUAAACCCACCGAUUCCCGACCCCAUAAUUGUGCAUCCAGGUGUUGUAGUAGCCAUGCUGCAGCUGUUACCUUGUAUUAAGGAUGAAAAAUUCGAAAUUGCCCUAGCUCUCCAGCUCUACAUUUCAGAAGUAAUCAAAUCCUUGGUCCGUAGCGAAAGAAACCAACAAGUUAUGUGUGACAAAGAAUUUGUUGGUUAUUUGCUUUCCAUAGGAUCUCUGCCCAUCCAAAAUGAAAACCACCCCUUACAUGGCCCUCUGCAAUACAUGUUGGAGCGUCUCGCUGCGCAAGCCUUAGAACCGACGGACCUCAGAAAUUUCCUCCGACUGGGAAGUCCCCUUUGCUGUUUACCUCUUGAAUCCAAAGAAGUGGGUGGAGGACCUGUACCUCUGACUCGGAUAAAAACUCUAGUUUCCAUGACGACACCAAAAGACUUCAGGGCACAGUCCUCGUAUACAUUACCUCCAUUCGUGGAAUUUGACAUGACAGCUGAAGGCUUUGGGUGUUUAUAUUUGCCAAGUAUUGCACCUCAGUCACCAGCGGCACCCAGUGUUGUUUCAACACUUGACAGCAGCGUACUCGGAGGAAUUGGAGCUGGUGAUCGGUUGUUUCCACCGCAGACGGGACUCAGCUAUUCCACUUGGAUUUGCGUUGAUAAGUUUUCGGAUCCAAGAACUGAUCCGCAUUGCGUACGGCUUUUGACCUUGGUGAGGAAUUUUAAUGGAGGGCGGGAAGAUCAUUUGGUUUGUUUGUCAGUUGUUUUGUCUGCGAGGGAUAAAGCAAUUAUUGUUUCAACUCAAGAAACGCAUAUUCCGAACCAUGUGGGUGAUUGGGAACCCGAGGGUUCUGGUGAACAUGGAGUGCGAGUCUGGUGCCCCGAUAUCCUUCAAGAGGGUCAGUGGCAUCACAUCGUUGUGGUUCUGAAUCGAGCAGUGUUAAAAAAUUCGUCUUUUGCUCUCUAUUUGGACGGCCAGCAAUUGCACGCUCAAAAGAUGCAUUACAUUUCUCAAAAUCCCGGUGGAGGUUCAGCAAACUUGACUGUGGCCUCGUCAGUUUACGGUUUCAUCGGCACACCCCCAGCCUGGAGAAGAUACUCUAGAUUAUGCUGGAAACAGGGACCAUGUCAUCUAUUCGAAGAAGUUUUAACGCCUGUAGUGGUGUCACAAAUGUUCCAGUUAGGACCACAUUAUAUGGGCUCAUUUCUCGCCCCCAGCUUGAACACAGCUGAAACCAUGCAGUUAGUUUCAGAAGAGAAAGUCGUUUUUGGUUUAAAUGCUAAAGCCGUUUCACAACUCACAUUAAAUAAAAUUCGGAAAGUUUAUAGUCGCACUGACAAUAAAUCAAUUGCCAAACAACUAGGAAUGUCCAGUCAUGAAAGUGCUACUCCGAUUCGAAUUCUUCAUAAUUCGGCAGGACAUCUAGCCGGAUCUGCCAGGAGUUUAGGGGGCGUUGUUAUAGGAUAUUUGGGUGUGAGAGUUUUUUGUCCAAGACCUGUAGCAACCACCAUUGAUACAGUUGGAGGGUGUUCUGUAUUGUUAGGACUUAUAGCGAUGGCACAGGACGUAGAAAGUUUAUAUGCGGGAGUGAAAGCUUUGGUUUGUGUUGUUCGAAGUAACAAAGUUGCUCAAGCUGAAAUGGACCGAAAGCGGGGUUAUCAGACACUGGCAAUGCUUUUAAGGCGUAAAAGGUCAUUACUGAAUUCACAUAUACUUCACUUAGCGUUCAGUCUUGUGGGGACUGUCGAUAGUGGUCGCGAAUCGUCUGCUAUACCUAACCGAACAGCUUUCCAAGAUUUAUUAUGCGACCUGGAGGUGUGGCAUGAAGCCCCCGGUGAGCUUUUACGUUCCCAUUUAGAGCACUUAUAUGAACUAGCUGCCGAGUCUAAUGAAAAACGUAACAACACUUGGAUAAUGAGAGAUUUACAGCUGGUAGAAAAAUUAUUGCAUAUAACUCCUGAAGUUCGACACCUUGCAACCCGUCAAGUGUUGUUUUCUCUGAUGUCCAUAUUACUUGGGGGGCAACCCCGUCAACCUGAUUUGCUUUUGUUUGGUCAGUUUGUAGCAGCCACUUUACCUGCAUCAUCAACAAUCAAUGAAAAGACUGUCAUUUUGAAAGAUGGAGAUAUAGAUAAAGAAUUUGAAGGCGAAAAUAUUUUAUUACGAAAUCGGUGUUUAGGUCUCAUACAUUCUAUGCUUUUCGCUCCUCGAAGUAUAGUUGGUGAGGAAAUUGCACGCACUUUGGGCUUUGAUUGGAUCUUGCUGUUUAUGCAACCACAUUUGCACUCAACCACUGUGGUGUGGGCAUUAAGGAUUCUUGUAGCUAUGUGUUCUAGCCAAUCUUUAAUGACGAAAUUUCGUGAAGGCAGUAGUAAUGGCGGAUGGUUACGUUAUAUUGAACAAGUCACCCACAAUAAAAUGGCGGUAGUCCUGGGUUAUCAAAUGAAUAGCUCCCAUGGUAACGAUACCAAAUCAGAAGCUCUUCACAUUCCUGGUUUUCAGUAUUUGGGAUGGCUUUUACCAGCCCAUUUAGAUGUAGCAGAAGUAUAUUUUCUAUUAACUGCUCUCAUAAUGGGCGUGCCUGUGAAAUUACCACCUGGUGAAACAAAGUUUGAUUUAGACACAAUAUGGACGUUUUUAUGGGGUAGUUCUAUUACCAAUCAACCAGCAACUAGUGUAGCUCCCAGAAUUUGUCUUUGUUCUGAAGCUGUAGUUGUAUUGUUAACGAUGGCACGAGCAAUGCUGCAUUCUAAUGAUGUUUCUAUACCUGAAUGGUUACAAAAUCAUACCAUAUCGAUCAUACAGGUUUUGUUUCAACUUUACCACAACAUGCCCGAUUUCAUGCCAAUUUUCAUGUCCUCCGAAGUUCUUGGCGCAUUAGCUGGAGUACUGUUCCCUCCUCCACUAAUUUCAUCCCUUGACAGUGCAGACAGUAGUGGCGCAUCGACUCCAGCUGGCGAAGAAGCAGAAUCCGUCAUCAUCGUUCCAAGAACUCCAGUUGAAGAAGACCCUCUUACUACCCAUCCAGCGCGACAAUUUAUCAUAGACUUUAUCCGUGUUAUCGUUGUCGACUCUUUGAGUUUAUCUAUCACUGGUAAAUCUUCCCCUGUUAUCGAUUUAGUUUUGGAUGCUUACCCCGAAAAUUCCACUUCGUCGCAACAAGUCUGUUACCAAACUGAGAUUUUGGUUACUCUAAUGGAUCACCUUCUCGCUGCAGACAUGUUGGUUGGUGAUCAAGCCGCAAUCCCCGUUGUUCCACUAACCAACGCCCACAUCCAACAUGUGACUCCAAAUGUGUUCUACCUUACAGCAAGAAUCGUGGAUAAGCUGUGGCAAGGUUCGCUGACAAAGGAUCCACAUGAAGUCUUCGAUUUCAUUGUUAAACUUAUCGGACAAGCGAAACGUCGAACCGGAAAUUUGUCUCUCGAGUGUUUAUAUCAUUGCCUCAAUAGAAGCAUUCUUUUCUUACUAUCGCGAUCCACAGACACCAUCGCGGACCAGAUGUCCGUUCUCGAAGCUCUGCACAAAUUAACAACCAACAGGUUAAUAGUCUUUGGAGCCGGAAACCAUGAAUUAGAUUUCAUUGGGUGUCUUACAUAUUGUCUUCUCCAGUUAACAGCAGACAUGAAAGUAAUGCUUGAAUCGAACAUACGAACCACCUGGCAUGUCAACCCUAGCAGCGAUCUAGAGUCACGUGACGAACACUUGAACGCACAUCAGGGACGUAAUUUAAUGGCCGGAGCGGCAUUACGAGUUUGGGAGGAGUUGUAUGUAUGUAAGAAACCAGCGAUCGAAGAAGUUUUUAAAGUUACGUUGGCACUUCCUUGCCAGAAUGCGAAAGCUCCGGAUUUAAUGAUAGUACGAGAACAAGUAUUUGAAGCAGCAUCCAAAUUAUGGCUUAAUUAUGUUGAUGCUGAAAGGAAAGCCACCUAUCGAGUUCCUUGGGAGUUUCAUAAUCAGAUACAAUCAAAAAUUCAUAAAGUUACUGGUGGAUUGACCAGAUUAGCGAGUAGGACAAAGGUUCGCAAAGAUGAUACAAUGAGAGUAAAGAUUAGAAUGAGUAAAAAACAGGCAUUUGUAUGGAUGAUCAAUCAUGUCAACCUUUUAAAAGACUUUGUGGAAAUGAGGCGACAACAACACCAAAACACUACUCAACAUACUCAGCGCUAUGUGCAUCAGGAAUGGUUACAAACUGAGAACGAACUAACAAGAGAAAGAGGAUUGUGGGGACCUCCAGAACCAUGCUAUUUAGACAAAUGGAUGUUGGACAUGACAGAAGGUCCUCAUAGAAUGCGCAAGAAGACAAUGAGAAAUGACUUGUUUUACUUGCAUUAUCCCUAUCGUCCAGACCACGAGAGAGGAAUGCUAAAAUACAAAGUUGCGACAAGUCAUCACAGCAAAAUUUAUUAUCAAGCGGUUCAAAUGCGGCAACAUCACGGUGUUACGGGGUUAACUGAACCGGAACGGGCUGAUAGUAUUGUUGAAGAACCCUCUCCUCUCCCACUGACUCCGCUUCCACCUCUCGCUAGACUUAAAUCUGAUCCAGACGAUCAACAAGAGGAAAAUGAUGUGGAGGAGGAACCUUCUCCGCCUCCAGAUAACCAAACGUUAAUGCGACUAUUGGAAGAAAAUGAGAAGAUUUCACAUAUGUUUAGAUGUGCACGGAUUCAAGGAUUGGACACAACAGAAGGUUUACUGCUAUUUGGACAAGAACACUGCUACGUGGUUGAUGGCUUCACGUUAUUGAAAAAUCGAGAAAUUAGGGAUAUAGAAAGUGUGCCUAACAAUACCAACGAAUAUGAACCGAUAUUACCAAAUCCAGGAUCCCCUAGGAGGUCAAGGGCUAUGAGACAGUGCUCCAAGUUUUCUUAUGAAGAUAUCAGGGAAGUUCAUAAACGAAGAUACCUUCUGCAACCAAUGGCAUUGGAAGUAUUUUCUGGAGAUGGUCGCAACUAUUUACUGGCUUUUCCACGAAAAGUUCGUAACAAAGUAUACCAAAGAUUCAUGGCAAUGGCUACGGGUAUUGCCGACAGCGCGCAACAAUCCGUGGCUGGUCAAAGACGAACAGCUAACGUCGAACAAGCCACAAGUCUACUAAGUAACCUUAUUGGCGAAACCAGCGUAACCCAAAGAUGGGUGCGAGGCGAAAUCUCCAACUUCCAAUAUCUCAUGCAUUUAAAUACAUUAGCUGGGAGAUCCUAUAAUGAUCUCAUGCAGUAUCCAGUUUUCCCUUGGAUACUUGCGGACUAUGACUCUGAAGAAUUAGACCUAUCUCAUCCUGCCAGUUUUCGCGACUUCACCAAACCAAUGGGUGCACAAAGUCCGGAACGUUUGGAACAAUUCCGAAAACGAUUUAAGGAAUGGGAUGACCCUCACGGAGAGACUCCUCCUUACCAUUACGGUACUCAUUAUUCCAGUGCUAUGAUUGUUUGCUCGUAUCUAGUUCGUACAGAGCCUUUUACUCAACAUUUUCUUCGACUCCAAGGCGGCCAUUUUGAUCUCGCUGACCGUAUGUUUCACUCAGUCAAAGAAGCAUGGUUGUCUGCUUCUAAGCAUAACAUGGCUGAUGUGAAAGAGCUAAUACCGGAGUUCUUUUACCUCCCAGAAUUUCUGGAAAACUUAAAUCAGUUCGAUUUGGGUGCUAAGCAGAGUGGAGUAGCUCUGGGAGAUGUAGUGCUUCCGCCGUGGGCUAAACAAGAUCCUCGGGAGUUUAUUAGAGUACAUAGGAUGGCGCUGGAGUGUGAUUUCGUCUCUCAAAAUCUGCAUCAUUGGAUAGAUCUGAUUUUUGGGUAUAAACAGCAAGGACAACCGGCGAUUGAUGCUGUCAAUGUCUUCCACCAUUUAUUUUAUGAAGGAAAUGUCGACAUUUAUAAUAUCGACGAUCCAUUGAAGAAGAAUGCGACGAUCGGAUUUAUUAACAAUUUUGGGCAAAUUCCCAAACAACUGUUUAAAAAACCACACCCUUGUAAAAAGAUGGGUGGUAAUAAUAACAGAACGUCGGUUAUUGAUACUGGUGCACUUGUGCAAGCGUUUACUUUGCCUCAACCUGAGAAACUCUUUUUUCAUCAUUUGGAUAAUUUACGACCGUCGUUGCAACCGAUUAAAGAAGUGAAAAGUCCAGUUGGUCAAAUUCUCCACGUUGACAAAUCCGUGUUGGCCGUUGAGCAAAACAAAGUUCUCAUUCCUAGUCUCUUCAACAAAUACGUAGCCUGGGGCUUUGCUGACCACUCCUUGAGGAUCGGAAAUUACGACAGCGACAAAGCUGUUUUUGUUUCUGAAAGCGUAGUUCAAAACAACGGUGAAAUUUUAGCUUGCGUUUGUCCAUCUUCAAAACUAAUAGUAACAGCAGGGACUAGUUCUGUAGUCACCAUUUGGGAAUACGAGGCGAGAAAAAAGUCCCUUAACAUAAAACACAAUUUGUAUGCACAUACGGACGCUGUAACGUGCCUGGCGGCCAGUCCUGCCUACAAUGUCAUUGUUUCCGGAUCCAGAGAUUGCACUGCCAUAAUUUGGGAUUUAUCACGUGGAAUUUUCGUAAGACAGUUACGAGGACACGCUGGUCCGAUAGCUGCGGUAGCUGUAAAUGAUCUCACUGGCGAUAUAGCCACCUGUGCUGCAACGUGGUUGCAUGUGUGGAGUAUUAAUGGAGACGAAUUAGCUAGCGUGAAUACGUGUGUAGGACGAGCUGAUCGCAUGCAGCAGAUUUUAUGUGUAGCUUUUUCACAAACGCACGAAUGGGAUCCGCUGAAUGUUAUUAUGACGGGAUCAACAGAUGGUGUUACAAGGAUGUGGUCUAUUGAUUACGUUCAAGUACCCGACGAUACCAAUCCUCAAAAAGAAGAAUGCAAACAAUAUCAAAGUCCCGUUAAACCUACCCCUAUCCAUCAUCGUCUAGUAAAACAAAUUAAUGUUUCAAACGAUAGCUCCUUGAGCCUGAUGAAAUCAGGUUCAGAAAGCAGUCUUUCAGAAGACAAUAAUACCAGAAGAUCGUCCAUUGAUCGACAACGUUCAGGGGAAGGAAGCUGCAAGGAGUGGAGAAGUGAACAACAGAACGAGAAAGAAACUUGCAGCGAUACGGAGGAACCUUCGCCACCUAUUCCUGUGAGACGAAGAAGAUCGAGAGUUCAUGGGGGAUUUAGAAAAAGUGAAGGUGGCAACAGUGCUGAUAAUGCUAGUCUCGAUGUAGACGAUGGUACAAGCAUGAGAACUAGCAAAUCUGAUACUAGUCUUACUGAUUCAUUUGUGAUGGUUCCUGAAGGCAGAAAGCGUAAUGUCAAUCCGAUGAAUAUUCUUCGACCAGGAUUCAAAUGGCAAAGGCAGUUAGUCUUUAGAAGUAAACUGACAAUGCAUACGGCAUACGAUAGGAAAGACAACGCAGAGCCGGCUUCAGUUACAGCAUUAGCUGUCUCAAAGGAUCACCGAACUGUGUAUGUUGGCGAUACGAGAGGUAGAGUAUUUUCAUGGAGCGUAUGUGACGUGCCAGGUAGGGCUGCUGAUCACUGGCUUAAAGAUGAAGGGGCUGAUUUCUGUGCAUCAUGUAACAUUCGAUUCACUAUAUACGAAAGAAAACACCACUGCAGAAACUGUGGCCAAGUAUUUUGUUCCAAAUGUAGCAGAUUUGAAAGUGAGAUAUCCAGACUUCGCAUUUUAAAGCCAGUCAGGGUUUGUCAAACGUGCUACGCCACAUUGAAGUCAGAAAAGUAAGAUUUUAAAAUUGAUUUCGUAAAAUAUAUUAGCCCAUAUUAGAUAAAUCAUUUAUGAAGUGUAUAGAUUUAUGUAAGUUUAGUAUAUGAAGUUGAUAUUGGUAGUGUUUUGUGAUUGAUUUUAUUAUUGUUUUUAAAAUUGAUAUAUUUAUAUUGUUUUUAUUUAUGAGUUUUAUUGGUUUUUAGUGAGUUAGGUAUUUUAUAUGUUUUUAAUGUUUAUCUGGUUUUUGUUAUGAUGAUUUGUGAUAUUACAGAUUUAAUUGUUUGUCAAUCGUUGUAAGUAUUUUUGUGAAUAUAAAUGUCUCGUUUGCUUAGCUGAGAGUAUUAAUUUAAUGCAAAGCAAUAUGUAUUUAGAACAAUAAUAUCUGUUGCCUGGUAUACAUUAAAUGUUGAUUUUAUGAAAUUUGUGUACAAUAACAUAUAACAUAGUAUUAGCGCAAUUCCGUGCGGAAAAGAUGAGAAACUUCAUUAUUAUUGAUAUUAUUUUUGUAUUAAACAAAGGACCGAAUUUGUUAGACAGUAGGUAUAAAAGGUGUGCACUGGCAUCUGUAGACAAUAUACAUGUGCACUAUUGUGCAUUCCAAAGUAUAUUUCCUUAUAUUUGAUAAAUGUAUGUGAUAUUGUAGAUUCUAUAGAUUUAGUAAAAUUGUAAAUAUGCCAUGUCUUGAUUUCAUAUUAUAAACAAUAAAAGUAAACAAGUAUAAAACAUAUUAA
Messenger RNA from Zophobas morio, 11091 nucleotides. RefSeq names its product WD repeat and FYVE domain-containing protein 3 (gene bchs). The coding region runs from base 167 to 10378 and encodes 3403 amino acids. The transcript has 26 exons. Lineage: Eukaryota; Metazoa; Arthropoda; Insecta; Coleoptera; Tenebrionidae. Gene Ontology annotation, molecular function: protein binding; metal ion binding. The record is from RefSeq and is a predicted model, not a curated record.